Molecule: messenger RNA, 1966 nt
Organism: Hordeum vulgare subsp. vulgare (domesticated barley)
Lineage: Eukaryota; Viridiplantae; Streptophyta; Magnoliopsida; Poales; Poaceae
Product: glycosyltransferase BC10-like
Exons: 2
Coding region: 440-1510 (356 amino acids)
Cellular component (GO): membrane
Molecular function (GO): glycosyltransferase activity
Source: RefSeq, a predicted model, not a curated record
AGCAGAGCAGAGCAGCAAGAGCCCCCACAAAAGCAGCAGAGCACAACACCUCACCCCCUCACUCCUCCCCCACCUCUUCUCCCUCCAAAAACCAGCGCCUUUCCCCCUCCAAACGCCGCAUCCGUCCCGCCAGAACCGCGAGAUCGGAUCCGAGCACCACCAGCAGCAGAUUCCGCGCCACGGCAACGAGCUCCUCCCCGUCCUUCUUCCCCUCCGCGGAGGCUGGUCCGAUUCGAUCCUCCAGGCGCGCCGGCGCUCUCCGUUGGUGGAAUCUUUCCCCCGCUCGAUCCAUGUCCGGGCGGCCCCCGUUCUUGCCAGCGAGAUCCGGUCAGUCCCUCCCGAGCGGCAGGAUCUCUCUGUGAUCCCCCUCUCCGCCUUCUUCUUUCCCGGCGGGAAGAUCCGGGGUUUCUUGGGCGGUUUCCUCGGGGGCUCGCCGGACAUGGCGUACGCGUCGCCGUACGUGCUGUCGUUCCUGCUGCUGCUCUCCAUCCCGGCGGUCUACUUCCUCGCGCCGCGCCUGCUGCUGCCCAAGACGCUCCCGGCCAUCCCGGACGCGGACGAGACGGAGGACCUGGCGCUCUUCCGCCGCGCCGUGCUCCUCUCGGCCGCGCCGGGCGCGCCCGUCGCCGCCGCCUUCGGCCGCCGCCCGCAGGCGCGGCCCAAGGUGGCCUUCCUCUUCCUCACCAACUCCGACCUCGUCUUCGCGCCGCUCUGGGAGAAGUUCUUCGCGGGGCACCACGGCCUGCUCAACGUCUACGUCCACGCCGACCCCGCCGCCAACCUCACGCUGCCGCCGACCCCGUCCUUCCGCGGCCGCAUCAUCCGCGGCAAGGCCACGGCGCGCGCCUCCGCCACGCUCAUCUCCGCGGCGCGCCGCCUCCUCGCCACCGCGCUGCUCGACGACCCGGCCAACCACUUCUUCGCGCUGCUCUCCCAGUCCUGCGUCCCGCUCCUCCCGUUCCCCGCCCUCUACCGCACCCUCGUCACCGACAACAAUGCCGCCGGCGCCGGCCGCCACCGCCGCCACCGCAGCUUCAUCGAGAUCCUCGACAGCGAGCCCACCCUGCACGCCCGCUACUACGCGCGCGGCGACAACGUGAUGCUCCCGGAGGUGCCCUUCGACCGCUUCCGCGUCGGCUCGCAGUUCUUCGUGCUCGCCAGGCGGCACGCCGUCAUGGUGGUCAGGGACAGGAGGCUCUGGAACAAGUUCAAGGCGCCAUGCCUCGUCAAGGAGAAGGACUCGUGCUACCCGGAGGAGCACUACUUCCCGACGCUGCUCGACAUGCAGGACCCCGACGGCUGCACCAAGUACACCCUCACCAGGGUCAACUGGACCGACGCCGUCGACGGCCACCCGCACACCUACCAGCCGGAGGAGGUCUCCGGGGACCUCAUCAGGGAGCUCAGGAAGUCCAACGGCACCUACUCCCACAUGUUCGCGCGCAAGUUCGCGGCGGGGACCCUUGCGCCGCUCAUGGAGAUCGCCGACUCCGUCAUCCUGCGUGACUAGGCGCUCCGGUGUUCGUCGAGAUGAACAGAACAAGGGUUGUGAUGUGAUGAAGAAGCAUAAGCUGAUCCAUCCAUUCCUUUGUGGUUUCUUCAGAGAUGAGCAAGCCAGCACCAAACCUACUUCGCCUUGUUGUUCCGUCAGUGUCCGUCGGCCGCGAAGGGGAUGCUGCUGCUUGCUCAGACUCAAGAGAGUGAUGUUGGUGUCGGUGGCGAAGUGCCCCGACUGCCUCUAUCCUAUGUGAGUAUUUGUUGUGUUUCUUGGUGUUUUCCUUUCCACUUUGAUCCGAGCGAGAGGAAGUCGUUGGCACGCGGUAGGCGUGUUAGCUGGUAGUUAGCACGGAUGAUCAUCCUAUGUAUUCACAAUGGAGGCAACCUGUCGAUACAUGUAGUGAUGGUUUUUGUAGUAUAUGUUAUCCCCAUGUUGUCAUUGUCAAUAUCACACACCUUUUCCUCUAAA